AUGGAAGACCUCAACCGGUAUGUCUGUCUUCGAAAUGCCCGUCUGGCACACCAAAGCGAUGGAGAUGCCGAUAUUUCCUCGACGAAUACAACCCUCGACGAGCUCUUGAAAUUUUCUCACAGGCUAUCUCUUCAGGUCACUAUGGUCAAUUCCACAUCGUCAGAAUCUUCCCAGGCGAGUAAUGGCCAAGUGCAAGUUGUCCCAUAUCCUCAAUACGUCCGGGUGCUGGAUGAGAUACCUGCGUUGCAGGAUAUGGAGUGGGCUACAAUUAGAGAAAAGUCUAAACUCCCAGAUAUUCCAGUAUUUCCUUCUCUAUUUCAGUAUAGUCUCAUCGAGAAAGGAGUUGAGCCUAUUGGAAGAGGAAGGGACGUACACAAGUUUAGGUCUCAUACUCUCCAUCGUUUCAUUCGCCUUUUCUGGAAUCAGUUCGUCAAAAUUCCAAGUUUGUUUGCUGAUAUCAACGAAAUUUUCUCUGGCCUUGCAGACCCGGAGCGCUUUGGGAUGUCUGUCUUAGAGUUUGAGAUGGAUCCUAAAUCCGAUGAGUGCUUAGUUUAUCUCAUGGUUGGGCGACAUGAAAUUCCACUCUUUUUUAUUCACUACAUCGCUCCUCAUGAUGUCUCAGCUGCUCAGGUCAAAGGCGAGAUUAUAGACCUAACAUUCGACAAGGACAUUCUACGACGCGGAGGUAUGCAGAGUACUUUGAUUGCGACUAUGACCCGUGCAUUCGCCCGCAUGGUGUCGACGGGAAUCCGCUACAGUGUGCUUGAUACUGGCGAGGCAGUUGUGUUCCUUCAUGGUCACAGCACUCACCCCGACCUUCUCGGUGCCCACAAAUUUAUUCCUUGCGAGGAAAUCGGAGACGAUGUCGACGACAAAGUCUAUCAGACUAUCGUCGCACAAUACCUCUCCUUUAUCUUCAGGGCUAUGCGUGAGAAACCAUCAACUCAGCAUUGGUAUGCCACGGCUGGCGCCCUGCGAACAUGCAAACUUACGAACAACGGAGUCGAGAGAAUUGUACAAUCAAGCAAUUUUCUCACCCCAAGCAGCCGCAAUGACCCAUUCUUUGCGGAUUCCAAUCUUCUAGACGAGAAUGGCAGACUAUUCUGUACCCAUAAGUGCCUUCUAGGUCUAUGCGCCGGUGCUGAACUCGACCACGCAUGUCCCAACUAUGAGGAGCACGGCAAUCGAUUCCAUGAGAUUGGACCAACACAACUUAUUGAGUUCCUCUAUCGCCAGAUAGAAAAGCAAGACCCACCCUACGCAUUUCGUCCUAUGUAUCUACAUGGACAACAUCACCACUAUCUGAAGGGAGUGCUGGACGACUAUGGGUAUACUUUCCUCGUCAAAGCUGUUGAACCAGGACAUGAGGAGACGCUUGGACGCGAGUACAAUACGUAUCAAAACUUGGAGGCGGUUCAGGGUUUCAUCAUUCCGGUGUGCUUGGGUGUGUUGGACUUGCAAGAACGACUGAAUCGGUGUCACGUCUACUACGGUAGAGAAUUCGAAAAGAUGAUGUUGCUUAGCUGCUCGGGAGUCUCACCAGUUGACUUUAUCAACAAAGAAGCAGUCGAUACGCUCACGAAAGAAAGGGAAAAGCUAAAAGAGGAUAUAGAAGAGAUGGGUCUUCUGCGGCCAGACGUUUCUUGGCGCAAUCUCCUUUGGAAUGAACAGGAGCAUUGUCUGGUGUGGAUCAAUUUCGUUGAGGAUAAAUCCAGUGAUUAG
This is a messenger RNA of Talaromyces proteolyticus, 1722 nucleotides long. RefSeq lists its product as uncharacterized. The transcript has a single exon. Bases 1 to 1722 code for a protein of 573 amino acids. The record is from RefSeq and is a predicted model, not a curated record. NCBI's taxonomy places the organism in Eukaryota, Fungi, Ascomycota, Eurotiomycetes, Eurotiales, Trichocomaceae.